AAUCCGAGCAAGCUGCAGCUCCGCCGCGACGAUACGUACAGGAAGUUCUCUCUCUCUCUCUCUCUCUCUCUCUCUCUCUCUCUCUCUCUCUCUCUCUCUCUGUUUUCUUAUUCGGAAAAACCAGAGAAACCAACCAAACACACCGACGGUGAGAACCGACAGCCACGGUGGCUCACUCCUGAGUAGGCCUGUGGAAAAUCAGCCAUUCAAUAAUUUAAAAAAAAUCCGAGUAGGCCUGUGGAAAAUCAGCUCAAUCAUAAACCUUUAGGUACAGCAUGAGGAAGAAGGUUGAUGAUCGCAUUAGGACGUUGAUUGAAAAUGGAGUAAAGACAAGGAAUCGGUCCAUGUUUGUCAUCAUUGGUGACAAAUCACGGGAUCAGAUUGUCAAUCUCCACUACAUGUUGAGUAAGGCAGUCAUUAAAUCUCGCCCGACCGUCUUAUGGUGUUACAAGGAGAAACUCGAACUAAGCAGCCACAAGAGAAAACGCACAAAGCAGGUCAAGAAGUUAAUGCAAAGGGGUCUUCUAGAUCCUGAAAAGGUUGAUCCAUUUUCAAUUUUCCUUGAAAGUGGGGCCAUAUCUUAUUGCUUGUACCGAGAAUCCGAUAGAAUCCUUGGAAACACAUAUGGCAUGUGCAUCUUACAGGACUUUGAGGCUUUGACACCUAAUAUCCUUGCAAGAACCAUUGAGACAGUGGAAGGUGGUGGUUUGGUCGUGUUGCUUCUUCGUUCGCUUUCUUCUCUAAGCAGUCUAUGUACUAUGGUUAUGGAUGUUCAUGGAAGGUUUAGAACAGAGUCACAUUCAGAGAUAGUUUCUCGUUUCAAUGAACGGUUUUUGCUCUCUCUUGGAUCAUGCAAAGCCUGCCUGGUUAUGGAUGAUGAGCUUAACAUUCUACCAAUCUCAUCACAUAUGAAGUUGACAACUGUGUCUUCCAUUAUCGAGGAGUCUCUCCCGGGAGCAGAGCAAGACUUAUUGAGUUUAAAGGAGCAGCUUCUUGAUGUUUUCCCUGUUGGUCCAUUGGUUGGGAUGUGUACAACAUUUGAUCAGGGUAAAGCAGUUUCUACAUUCCUGGAUGCUAUCUUGGACGAGAAAGUUCAGAGCACUACUGCACUUACUGCAGCACGUGGGCGAGGGAAAUCAGCGGCUCUUGGUUUAGGAAUUGCAGGAGCUAUUGCUGCUGGGUACUCAAAUAUCUUUGUAACUGCUCCUACACCGGAAAAUUUGAAGUCCCUAUUUGAGUUCGUUUGUCGGGGAUUACAGGCGCUGAAAUACAAGGAGCAUUUUGAUUAUGAUUUGCUAAGAAGUAGUAAUCCAGAGUGCCGCAAAGCAGUUAGACAGAUAAAUAUAUACAAGCAGCAUAGACAAACAGUUCAGUAUAUAGAGCCCCACGACCAUUUAAAACUCUCCCAAGUUGAGCUUUUGGUUAUUGAUGAAGCAGCUGCCAUUCCCCUACCACUAGUGCGGUCCUUGCUCGGGCCUUACAUGGUUUUUCUGUCGUCAACAGUGAAUGGAUACGAAGGCACCGGUCGUUCUUUGUCUCUGAAGCUUCUUAGUCAUUUGGAGAAGCAAAGUCAGAUUUCUGGCUCUAAUGAGAGUCAAAAUGGGAGUUUUCGGAAAUUGGAACUUCAGGAGGCCAUCAGAUAUUCUUGUGGGGAUCCUAUAGAGUCUUGGCUCAACCGUCUACUUUGCUUGGAUAUUACAAAUUCGGCCCCUCCAAUCAGCAGGUUUCCUCAUCCCAGUGAAUGCAAUUUGUAUUAUGUUGAAAGAGAUACUCUGUUCUCCUUCCACAAAGAAAGUGAAGUAUUACUGCAGCGGAUGGUUGCUCUUUAUGUUGCAUCUCACUACAAAAAUUCUCCAAAUGACUUACAAUUGAUGGCUGAUGCUCCAGCACACCACCUAUUUGUGUUACUGGGUCCUGUUGAUGAAUCUAAAAAUAUUCUACCAGAUAUCCUUUGUGUAAUUCAAGUCUGCCUGGAGGGACAGAUUUCUCGGGAUUCUGCACUGCAAAGCUUGCGUAUGCGUCGUCAACCUGCUGGGGAUCUACUUCCAUGGAAAAUUAGUGAAGUGUAUAAGGAGACUGAUUUCCCCUCCCUCUCUGGUGUACGUAUUGUAAGAAUAGCCGUGCACCCACUUGCAUUGGGGCAUGGAUAUGGAUCGGCUGCUUUGGAUCAACUCACGAGGUAUUAUGAAGGCCAGUUAACUGAUAUUACUGAAUUAGACAUUAAGAAAGCCGGUGGCGCAAAUGUCCAGGUCAAUGUGGGAGAAGCUGCCAAAGAGGUUUCAUUGCUAGAGGAGACGAUAACUCCAAGGAAGAAUCUACCCCCUCUGCUUGUUCAUCUCUCUGAACGAUUGCCUGAAAGGAUACAUUACAUUGGUGCUUCUUUCGGGCUUGGUGCUGAUCUAUUCCGGUUCUGGAAGAAACAUAAGUUUUAUCCUUUCUACAUCUGUGACCAUCCAAAUAAUGUGACUGGAGAGCAAAGCUGCAUUGUCCUUAAGCCAUUGAACACUUCCGACAUUGAAAACACUGGAAAUGGCCCAGUGGGUUUUCUUACUUCAUUUUAUCAGCGUUUCAAAAGACAGUUUGUGAGAAGUUUGACUGUGCUCUUUAGGGAAUUAGAUUACAAGCUUGUCAUGAGCAUAUUGGAUCCUAAGAUCAACUUCUCUAAAGGUGAACCUUCAGUAUCAUCAAAAGAUACAAUGCUUGUGAAGUCAAUGAUUUCUUCAGAUGAUUUGAAGCAGCUGGAAGCUUACACUAGUUAUCGAGAGGUCAUCCAUCUGGUUCCAGAGCUUGCUAAGUGCUAUUUUGAGGAGAAGCUUCCAGUUACCUUAUCACACCUCGAAGCUUCUGUUUUACUGUGCAUGGGCUUGCAGCUGCAGGAUAUUGCAUAUAUUGAGGGAAGGAUGAAGAUAGAAAAGCAGCAAAUAUUGUCUUUGUUCAGGAAAGUUAUGACGAAAAUCUACAAAUACUUGUAUGAUGUUCUAACGAAAGAUUUUGAGCCAAGUUUGCCUCGAGAAAGGAUGGUUUCAUUGACGCCUCAUAGCAUAUCAGUGGACGAUGAUUUAGAAGAUGGUGCAAAGCAAAUAAUGGAAAAGAUGAAAACCGAAAACGUAGGCCAGUUAAACCCGGAGUUGCUGCAACAAUAUUCUAUUGCAGACCGCGAGGCUGGGUUUGAACAGGCUCUCAGAAGUUGCUCAACAAUAUCUUCCAGUGGCCUUAUUAGUGUAAAGUCCACCAGGGAUAAUGCUGUGAAAAACAACAAAACUGCUGAUAGUAAAAAGAGAAAAGGAAAGGCUACAUGCAAACGUCAUCCAAGCAAGUAGUUGCUGUAGAUGUCUGAUGAGCAUUGCUGUUAAAAUCUACAAGACUGCAGACUGUAUUUACCACACCGGAAUGACUGGAUAGGUUAGAAAGUGCCACACGUCAAAUGAUGGAUGGGUAUCACUCUGCAGGGGCCAUACCCAGUUUUCUUGGAUGGCUAGUUCAUAUUUAUUCUGUGAAUUAACCUAUUGUCCAGGCACAAGGAGAACCCUUGUUUUAAGUUUAUGUUUAUUUAGGGGGGAACCAUUGUUUUAAGUUUAUGUUUAUAUUUUUCUUUUUUUUGCAAUCCAAGAGGGACUUAGGUUCAAUUAAUGGAGAGCUCUUUUGUUGUAGUAAUUACAUAACUUAUGGGUUAAUGCACAUAGUUGUCAAUUGAGAUAGCUCAUUUGUAUAUAUAGCUUGGUGUGCAUUUGCAUCA
Messenger RNA from Rhododendron vialii, 3736 nucleotides. Its product is annotated as RNA cytidine acetyltransferase 2-like. Gene Ontology annotation, biological process: rRNA acetylation involved in maturation of SSU-rRNA. Bases 276 to 3320 code for a protein of 1014 amino acids. The transcript has 27 exons. Lineage: Eukaryota; Viridiplantae; Streptophyta; Magnoliopsida; Ericales; Ericaceae. Gene Ontology annotation, cellular component: nucleolus; 90S preribosome. Gene Ontology annotation, molecular function: ATP binding; 18S rRNA cytidine N-acetyltransferase activity; tRNA binding. The record is from RefSeq and is a predicted model, not a curated record.